Seminavis robusta is the source of this 1524-nucleotide messenger RNA. NCBI's taxonomy places the organism in Eukaryota, Bacillariophyta, Bacillariophyceae, Naviculales, Naviculaceae. The record is from the annotation of a GenBank genome assembly.
AUGCCUCCCGACAGAACGUUUUGGAACGACAAGAGUGCCUCCUCCUCAACAACAGCAAUAUCUGCCUCCAAAGAUCGAUCACCGUUAUCCGGCGACACUCGCCACCACUACUCGUAUGUCAUUGUGGGAUCUGGAAUGGCGGGAUUGCAUACUGCCUUGGCACUGGCAGAACGACAACAAUCCAAGGGAGGAAAUAUUCUCCUCUUGGAUGCUCAUUCCAUCGGUCAAUCCGCCUCUGGGAAAUCCAAGGGUUUGGUGGUCCCUGGAAUACAAGUUCCAGAAAAAGACUUGGCACGAAUCUGUGGUUCCACCCACAUUGCCAAGCAAGUCUAUGAUUUAACCCACAAGGCAGCAAUACGGUUGAAAGAGGAUAUUGUGGAGCGGUACAAGAUUGAUUGUGAUUGGGUGGAUGCGGGUCUGGUGGAAGCGAGUUUGUACAAGCAUAAUGACAGCCACCAAGAUGAGGAGUGCCAUCCUCUGACGGCUGCGGAAACUCGACAACUGCUGGGUCAACCCAAUACAUCUACCUUGUACAAGUCUGGAGAAUACGAUCCUUCCUGCUCUGGAGUGGAUCCUUUGGCUCUGACUCGUGGGUUGGCCACGGUCCUAGAAAACCAAUGGAAUGUACGGAUAUGCGAACAAACCAAGGUGACAACAAUUGAUGCUAUUCCAACACUGCCUCCAGACGAAGCAUCCAACCGCACUGAAACAAAUCCAGCCUCCAAGUACGUGGUGACAACCGAAGCAGGGGCUCAAAUCGAAUGUCAACAUGUUGUCUUGUGCACGGGACCAGAGUUAGUGUCCAGGAAACUCUCGAAACAACUGGCAAAUGCCAUUAUCCCAAUCUACACCUGGAUGGCCUCCACAGUUCCCUUGAAUGAGCAAUGUCCUUUGAAAGAUGGUGUUAUUGACACUAUACUUCCUCCAGAUGUUUCACUGGACGACAGGGAAAAGGAGAAGAAGGAGCAACAACAACCCACACCGGCACCACUGUGCGGCGACGACUUUGUGAGUCUCAACUAUUGGAGACGUUCCAAGGACAGUCGCAUCCUCUUUGGUUCCUUGGCGGAUGCCUAUCCCAUUCCCCAAUGGCUGGCAGAGUAUCGGCUCCGCAAUUCUCUGCAUCAAGUCUAUCCACAAUUACAAAAUGUUCCUUUUGAUCAUAUUUGGAGUGGACGAUUGGCAUUCCCCCGCGAUGCCAUUCCACUGAUUGGACGAGAUGAAGGAUAUGACCAUCACGACAAUACUAGUACCAAUCCCACGGACGGAGGAGUGUGGUAUGCCACUGGAUUUGGUGGUCAUGGCAUUGUGCCGACAGUCAUGGCGGGUACCAUAUUGGCGGAUGCCAUUUUGGGGGUGGGCAACAAGGAUACAUGGCAACUGUUUCAGUGGGAGUUUCCACCCAAAUACUCCUUUUGGCCCGUGUCGCGGUUGGGCGCCCAAGCCAUUCUAAUGACUUACAGUUUGACGGAUUGGCUUCGUUUGAAGGGCGUUCCAAUUCCCAGACUGCCAAAACCAUGGUAG